AUACCAAUCUCAUUCUCAUCUUAUAAUCGGACCAUGGCUACUGCCUUCCAUGUCUGUUUUGAACCAGCAGAAAAGAGAAGGAAAUUCUUUGACUUAUUGAGCGUUGAUCGGUCAGGCGUGUACCGUCAAAUUGUUCAAGAAAGCGGAGAAGAGGAGUUUGGUAUUCCAGACUUCCGCCCACCCAUUGAUUUGGAUCGACUUUGGCCAGUCACCACCACAAUUGAGGAAAAGCGGCAAUUUCAUGGUCCAACCCACCUUGCCUAUAGUAUGGCUUCUUCUUCUGUUGUCCAUUUUGUGUAUGGCCCGCCGAAACUGAUUCAUAAAAUACCGGGAAUGAAAAAUGCGCCUAAACGUCGAAUGGAAUUGGAACUGCAUAAGUUGAUUCCUCAAGGCUGACACCCAUACUUUCAAGAACAAGCCCAAACCAGAAGUCAAGUAAUGUUAUCUCGAACGUACUUAAUUAGUUCAAAUUAAAUUUAUUAGUUAGAUAGCAGUUCUAAGAUUAUUGUUCCACUUGUAACGAGAUUUAAUUACCCCCAAAAAAGAUCUUCCCACUUUGAUUUACUAACUUUUAUCAUAAUUCCGUAUUGGUUGUUGUUGUGUUUGAUAGCAAUCCCUUUAUAAAUAGAUCCGAUGUAAAUUAGUUUCAGUUCUUAGUUGUUUUGGGGAGAGGAGGAAAGUAUGGAGAUUUUAUGCGUGUAUGUAUAUGUAUGGAGCACAUUUUCUUGUAUACUUCCCAGUUUUGUUCAUGUUCUUUUUUUAUUGUACCUCAUUUAUGAGCUAUAUGCGUCCUUAUUGAUUUGUCGUGUGUGAAAUGAGUACAUUUUAGAUUCUAUCAACUAUUGUAGGGAUAUUUGUUUUUUCCCUGAAUAGUUCUUGUGAUAUUAUCUCUUACAAUUUUGUUAAAAUCGCGAUUCUAGAUCGUAGUGCGAUUCUAUGAUCAUAGCACCCCAAAUCGAUCUGAAUCGCACAUAAAUCGUGUCUGUGGUAGUAUCGUAUGUAUAAUCUUAGAGUCGUAGGUAGAAUCGUUGAUAGAAUCGUAGAUUCAGUUUUUUUUUUU
Messenger RNA from Cornus florida, 1060 nucleotides. RefSeq lists its product as uncharacterized. NCBI's taxonomy places the organism in Eukaryota, Viridiplantae, Streptophyta, Magnoliopsida, Cornales, Cornaceae. The transcript is spliced from 5 exons. The record is from RefSeq and is a predicted model, not a curated record. The coding region runs from base 34 to 396 and encodes 120 amino acids.